This is a messenger RNA of Cajanus cajan (pigeon pea), 1516 nucleotides long. RefSeq lists its product as uncharacterized. NCBI's taxonomy places the organism in Eukaryota, Viridiplantae, Streptophyta, Magnoliopsida, Fabales, Fabaceae. The record is from RefSeq and is a predicted model, not a curated record.
ACUGUCAUUUGCAACUUCCAAACCAAAGGGAAAAUGUAAAGAAUAAGCAGAAUUUGAAACCUCAAUUCGCCGUGGCAAGAAUCGUUUCUAGCGAAAUCAGAACUGAAUCGUGGGUUAGUUUGUUUGUGCCCCAAUUUACAACAACACAUUUCAAACUUUCAAUCUUCUGUGUAUUGGUUCAAAUUUCAAACCAGAAAAAAAAAAAAAAGAAACACGAUGAAUCCCUACGAUGCAGAGAGACUAAGAGACGAAGUGAUUUAUCUUCACUCUCUGUGGCACCAAGGCCCUCCACCACCGCCACAAAACCCCGUUAUUCAUCAACCCUACAUCCCCCAACACACGUGGCACCUUCGUCCUCAUCCACAACCUGCACCCGCCCACACCAGAUCACUCCCCACAGUCCCCUCCACUACCUUCAAGAAGCGCAAAAGAAAUAGCCCCGAGGAGAAUGUUGCACGGCCCGACCCAGGCCCGGCAUGGCCCGUCCCGGUUCGGCCCGACCCCACCCCAGCUCCCAGUUGGGCCGCGCCGAAGCCCGGCCCAGCCCCCCCUCCUGAGGCGCCUCUGGAAGGGAACGAGAGGCUUCUUGCGAUGAAAGCGCAGCAGAAAGCGUGCGGGGCUUUCAAGAAGUUUUUAUCGAGUUAUAAUGAUGAUGAUGAUGAUGAUGAUGGUGAUGAUUAUGAUGAUGGUGAUGAUGGGUGGGAGGAGUUUGAGGAGUUCUUUGAGGGGGUGUUCUUGGAGGACCAUGAAUUAAGGGGGUAUUACCAGAGGAGUUAUGAAAGUGGAGAGUUUUGUUGCAUGGUGUGCAGUGCAAUUGGGAAGAAGAAAGCUGGGAAGAGGUUUAAGGAUUGCGUUGGGCUUGUGCAGCAUUCCAUGUCCAUUAUGAAGACUUUGAAGAAACAGGCCCACAGGGGCUUUGGGCUGGCCGUGUGCAAGGUUUUGGGCUGGGAUCCUGAUCGGCUUCCGACUAUUGUCGUGAAGGGGAAGCCUCUUGGGAUGGAGAUGAAGCCUGCUCAGGCAGAGGGUGAGUCUCAGGUGAACAAUGUUGUUAAUGAUGGUGAUGGAAAAGAUGGUUCCCAGUCCCUUGAAUCAGAUGAUAAAGUUGUGCCUUUGGAGCUUGGUGACAAGCCAAUUGAGGAGCCGGCACAAGAGUGUUCUUCCAAGGAAUGGGGUCAUGAUGAAAAAUCGUUGGAUACUAGAGUGCAAAAUGGAGAUGGUGGAGCAAUACAUGAGGGUGAACCUGAGAAACCUGCAGAUUGUCAUAUUGAUGAUUCAAAUGUUCUUCAGGAAAAUCAGGCAAAGUGAGCCGUGAAUGUGAUGUAGUUUCUAGGGAGGUCCAUUUGGCUCACCACGACAAUUCUGACUUUUUGGGUUAGUACAUAGCUUAGUCUGGUUCACGAGAUUCCCUUGUACAGAGUGAUAAUUUAUAAAUUUGUGGCAAAAGUUUUCAACUUGUAGUUAAUAUAGUGUAAAUUUGCUCAUGCCCCUUCCAAAAUUACAUCUUUUGUGUGCAGAA